Molecule: messenger RNA, 924 nt
Organism: Fusarium vanettenii 77-13-4
Lineage: Eukaryota; Fungi; Ascomycota; Sordariomycetes; Hypocreales; Nectriaceae
Exons: 2
Source: RefSeq, a predicted model, not a curated record
GCACUUCGCCGGGAAACCCUUGAUACGGAUCUCGAAUGCCUCGCCCGUGACGUCAUCCGGCCCUGGGUCGAUAAUUGCGACGCCGCAAAGAACUGGCACCAAGACUGCCAGCCUGUUACAACAAGAAAUCCCGACUACUUCCCCACGAGGCUGAUAGACGUUGGAACUUGCCAGGAGGAUAUUGUCCGCCUGGUUGUGACCAGCGAGGACAUCCUCAAGGCUACCGAACCGCCCAAAUACUUGACUCUCAGUUACUGCUGGGGCCAGUCUAAUAGUCCGGCAAAAACCACCCCUCAAAACUACGAGAAACGCCGGGUGAACAUUGACACUGAGAGUCUUCCACGGACUAUCCAGGAUGCCAUUAGACUCACAAGAGUCAUGAAGAUUCGUUACCUUUGGGUAGAUGCUCUGUGCAUCAUCCAAAACCUGGAAGACUUUUACAUGGAGGCGACUAAGAUGGAGGCAUACUAUGCCGGUGGGUAUUGUCUCAUUUCAGCCACCGGCUUCUCAGAUAGCUCUGAAGGGCUAUUUCCUGAUCGACCAAUUGAAAACAACCUCACUAAGACAUCCCAGGCUCCGAAGGAAAAGCCGCCGAACUUCGAUUAUUCUGCCUUGCGUAUCUUGCAUACCGGAUAUGAGAGAGUUAUGGAUUCGCCCUCUCUGUUGUGCAUGUGGCUUGCCUGGAAAGAACUGAUACCGCGGUAUCUUCGCAUGGAACUGAGCUACGAGGAUGACCGGUUGACAGCUAUUCAGGCCCUUGGCCAUCUACUGGCCAAGAAGCAUGGAGACCGGUACUUUGGUGGCAUAUUUCGCUCUUAUCUUGCUGAAGGCCUUCUUUGGAAGGGCAAAAAGAGGCCACUAGGGCAGCGAUCAAGACGCUGCCCUACUUGGUCAUGGGGAGUUGCUAAAUCAGUCGAAUUUAUC